Molecule: messenger RNA, 464 nt
Organism: Aethina tumida (small hive beetle)
Lineage: Eukaryota; Metazoa; Arthropoda; Insecta; Coleoptera; Nitidulidae
Product: DNA-directed RNA polymerases I, II, and III subunit RPABC2-like
Exons: 1
Coding region: 69-464 (131 amino acids)
Biological process (GO): DNA-templated transcription
Cellular component (GO): RNA polymerase I complex; RNA polymerase II, core complex; RNA polymerase III complex
Molecular function (GO): DNA-directed RNA polymerase activity; DNA binding
Source: RefSeq, a predicted model, not a curated record
AAGCAUCAUUCAUUCAUUCUCGCAUCUCAUUUAUCAUUUAAGUGUUUUCUGUGUUAUUCAAUAAAAUUAUGGCUGACGAAGAAUACGAUUAUAAUGAUGCCCACGACGACUUCGAUGAUGAUGUUGAGCCCGACAAUAUUGAAGACCUCGAACAACCCAUGGAGGAAGGCGACACCAUCGAUAUAUUGCCACCAGGACAAGCAUCUGGUGGUGUACCCAAAGAUAAAAGGAUAUCCACCAAAUACAUGACCAAAUACGAAAGAGCUCGGGUGUUGGGCACUAGGGCCUUACAAAUAGCCAUGUGUGCACCUAUUAUGGUGGAAUUGGAAGGGGAGACUGAUCCACUUCAAAUCGCCAUGAAGGAACUGAAGGAACGAAAAAUUCCCAUCAUUAUUAGGAGGUUUUUGCCUGAUAAUUCCUAUGAGGAUUGGAGCAUUGAUGAAUUAAUUAUUAUUGAUCAUUGA